GAGGCCAGUGUCCGGUGCUCACGUCCCCCUGUGGAGUUCACGGCCGCGGUAGAGAGUGAGAGGAAUAAGUGUGAUAAUAAGGAGAAGAGAAGAAGGAGGGAAGAAGAAGAGAGAGAGAGCGAGAGAGAGCGAUCGGGAAGGAUAUUCGUUCGAAGCGCGGGAGAGGGAUAGAGGCUGUGAUUAAUCCGAUUUGUUGUUAUUUUUAGCGUGUGGAACGACUUUGCUGUGAAUGGAAAUAGUUGAGAGAGAGAAAAUAAUACAAGAAACAAGGAAAAGAAAGAGAUAGAGAAGGUGAGAGAGAGAAAGAGAGAGAGAGAAAAAAAAACGUGCAUUCAGUCUCUCCCACAUCGGGUGUAAAAAAAGAAAAAGAAGGAAAACUCUGCUUUCGAUUCGGCCAAUUGCCUCUGAGACGGAUUCUCGUCGGUCUCCCUUUUCGUGUCUUCCUUUUAUCUUCGUCUCUGUCUUCGCCUUCUUUGCAACGCGGCGACUUACCCGACGGCGGAGAUGACGGAGCGGCAGAACAGCACGGGCUCCACGGUGUCCUUCGGGGCCGUGCAAGACACCAUAGACGCUCUCCUGGCGGACCUGCAGAACACCAUCACCCCCGCCACCUCGGCGCCCACCACGCCACACCCCGCCCACAACGGUGUCGGAACGCCCUCGCCCACGCCCUCGCCCAACAGCACCCUCAGCCACAGCCAGCACCACCAGUCGCCGCACAAGGUUUAUCACCAAGAGCGAGUCGAGGAGGUUCGGACCGAACAGCGGUCAUCUGGAGGGGGCAAGAUGGCCUCUUUAAAUAACAACCUCUCCGAACUGGAUACUCUGCUACAGGACUUAAAUAAUGCGAGAUAUACAGGAGUCUUCAAAGAGCCCGCCGCCGCCACCAACGGCACCGUCAACGGAUCGAGGCCGACGGUGGACUCGCUUCUGGACGCCCUCGACGAUGUGGACACCGGCGAGGUGGUGGAGCGGCGCACCGUGCACCACGAGAUCCGCUCGUCGACGAGCUCGCAGCCGCAGGCGUACACGGCGGUGGCCGGGCCGGCGCCCUCCCCCCGCCCACAGGAGCCGUCGGCCUCCUCCGCCACCAAGGAGCUGGACGACCUGAUGGCCUCCCUCAGCGACUUCAAGAAGGGGGACGACGACCCGCUGCUGGCCCAGCUGGAGGAGGAGAUCCUGCAGGGGACGGCCAUGUCCAAGAAGGCGAAGACGACCGUCGAGCGGCACACGCACAAGGCGGCCGCCGUGUCCGAACGGCAGCUGCAGGUGAGCGCGUCCGCAAAUGGGGCACCUCGCCCGGAGGAUCAAGCACGCCCUCCGUCGGUGCCGCCGCCCCGCCCGCCGGUGCCCGACGAAACCGACCUUCUGGCUGUGCCCCCGCCACGCCCCCCCGUGCCCCGAGGGUAUUCCGACACACCGCUCCCCCCCGAGGCCUAUGUCUUCGGCGGGACAGUGGUGACACAGUCGGUGCUGCCGCGGGUAGGUGGUGGCGUCUUCGUCGAGCGCAGACACGUAGUGGACGGGCCCGCAGACGACCCCUUCAACCGGCCGCCCUCCGGAGGCCCCGUCAAGAGGAACGACGCCGAGUACCGGUGGGUGACGGACGCCACCAAGUACGAGUACAGGGAGGUCGUUGAUUUCCCGUGUGUCUCGGAGAGAAUCAACGCCAGCACCCUCCAGACGCAGGUGGACUCCGCCUACGCCAAGCCGCAGAAGUCGGCCAAGAGUCCCUCGCCGCCCGCGCCCCCCCCCGCCCCUCUCAAAGAACCGACGCCGCCCAAGGAGCCCUCGCCCACGCCCACGCCGCCCCAACCGAACCAGCUUGAUUCUAUGCUCGGUUCCCUGGCCUCACACAUGACUGAGCAGGGCAUCACCACCACGCAGAAGGGCUGCUGCAGCGCCUGCGACAAACCCAUCGUCGGACAAGUGAUCACAGCGCUAGGCAAGACUUGGCACCCCGAGCACUUCACGUGCGCCCACUGCAACCAGGAGCUGGGCACCAAGAACUUCUUCGAGCGCGACGGCCGCCCGUACUGCGAGGUCGACUACCACAACCUGUUCUCCCCGCGCUGCGCCUACUGCAACGGCCCCAUCCUCGACAAAUGCGUGACGGCGCUGGACACGACCUGGCACCCGGAGCACUUCUUCUGCGCCCAAUGCGGAAACACGUUCGGCGACGACGGCUUCCACGAGAAGGACGGAAAGCCCUACUGCCGCGACGACUACUUCAACAUGUUCGCGCCCAAGUGUGGCGGCUGCAACGCGCCCAUCAUGGACAACUACAUCUCCGCCCUCAACGCACAGUGGCACCCGGAGUGCUUCGUCUGCAGGGACUGCCGCCAGCCCUUCAAUGGAGGUUCCUUCUUCGACCACGAGGGCAUGCCGUACUGCGAGACCCACUACCACGCCAAGAGAGGGUCGCUGUGCGCAGGCUGCCACAAGCCCAUUACAGGUCGUUGCAUCACCGCCAUGUUCAGGAAGUUCCACCCGGAGCACUUCGUCUGCUCGUUCUGCCUCAAGCAACUCAACAAGGGCACCUUCAAGGAGCAGAACGACAAGCCCUACUGCCACGGGUGCUUCGACAAGCUCUUCGGCUGAGGAGGAGGCACUUGGAGGGCACGGCCGGCGUAGGGGCAGCCCGCGCUGGGUGGCCGGAUGAGGAGCGGUGGUUCGCACAAAGAGGGUGUGAGGAGACGAGACGACCAACCUUGUUUACCAGAGGAGAGAGCAGGAGAAGAUUGCCACGUGAACUGUGUAUAUAUUCCAUAGGACGAAAAAGAGUAGAUAUAUUUCCCGUUGUAUUAUUAAUCUCUGUGUGCAUGGCGGGGCGAGUAGGGCGUGCGGAGAGCGGAGCCGAGGUUCUUCUAGUGAUAGGUGGAACGCCAAAUUUUCGACCCCACACACGACUCGUCAGGUCCCCAGCACGCGCACGGUGUCGACUUGGUUGUAGCAACUUCCCGGAUCAGACGCUCCGCUCACACCAAGAUGGAAAAGCAAAGUAUUACGAAGUGUUGUGUAGUGAUUUUGUAAUUUCAUACUCUUUGACGUUGCUGAAGUAUUUAAACUUUUUGGCAAGAUUUGAAUACAGGGGGAUGUUUUUAUUUCGCAUGUUGGUUUGGUAUGUAAAGGUUCUAACCCAUUUUUUAAAUAAGAUAUUACACAACGCUCAGAAAAAUAGAAUUCAUUUCCGGGAUAUAACAAACGCUAUUAAUCUGGUGUCUAAUUUUAUAUAUAUUUUUUCCCAAAGUUUUUGUAGGACAGAGAGUGCAUUUACACUUAUUUUGGUGUUAUGAUGGUAUUGGUGUUGUGAUUAAAAUAUAUUUAUGUGUUGAUUAAGGAUUUGACAGACUUCUGCCUUUCCAGUGGGGGCAACAGUCCACACCCCCGUCGAUCAAAACUAGCAGUAAGUUCAGACAAAAAAAAAAACGCCUUUUAAUUAAUUCCUUGCACAAAUUUGGCGAAUUUUCUCUUAUUCUCUUUAUUUUAGAUGCAUAGAUAUAGGUAUUCAGACAUUGGAAAUGGGUAGAGUUCCUUAUUGGUGCAAAACGAUUUUAUUUUUUAUUAUUGCUAUUAUAGUUGUGCGCAGAUGCUAACAAAGCACACACAUUGCUUUUUCCUUCUGUAUGCUAGAUUUAGGAAUAAGCUGAACUGUUCUCCCCCUGAAUUAAACUUUUAGCACAAGAAAGCAAUACGGUUAUAAAAUGGUGAAGGUAUCUAUUUUUGGUUUGCUAAAGUGCAAUAGAAAUGUUAUUUUUCUGACAUAGUCCCAUUUUUUUUUUCUUUUCUAGAAAGCCAGUAAAGUGCGUCUGUCAAUCAGAUAUAACAGGAUUUAAAGCCUCGAAGAAUUUCCCUUAAUUCGAAAUGAAAUGGAAAAGCCUUGAUUUCAUUCUCCUUUUUUAUCACCAUUAUGAUUUCCAUGAUCUUUGCACUGUGCUGUUAGUCGAGUAUUGAUAUGUGAAGUAUUGUGUCACUGCAUCACUGCCACAUUUUUUUAUGAAUAUUGCCAUCAAUGAGCUCAAAGGUUACAGGCGAGUGUUUUAUAUUGUUUUAGUGCACAUUUGCCGUGGAAAUGGUGACAAUAGGAUGCAGAAUUCACAUGUAAAGACAAUGGUCUAUGUAAUUCGUUGCAGCAAGAGGUUGCAAAUAAUUAUUGUAUGUGAAAUGUUAACAAGUAUAUUUUAUUGAUAUGAAAUGUUUACUGACAUUAGUUCAUCUGUACUUGUCAUUAGUUUUAGAAUUACCAUUUUUUGUAUAGUACUUGUGUAUUUUCAUACUGUCUUGAAUUACCUGAUGGGUCAUUCAAUGAUAACUUUUUGCUUCCAUUUUAUGACUAAUAUUUUCAUUUCUCUUUUCCCCCCAAAGUGUAUUUAUUGGAGAGUGGGUCUGGUUUCAGAAUUUUUGCUCAUCUUUGAAGGUACUCAGAUUAUGCCAAUGGAAUAAUCACAUCCUGUAGUUUUAUCCAUAGAGUUGAAUCCCAUCAGAUGAAAUAUUGUUGCACAUGUACAGAGGUAGAGCUGCUGAGCUUCUCUCCCCCCCCCCUCCCAGGUCAAAUUCAAAAGCUAUCAGGAAUCACAAAUAUCACCGUAAAACUAACAAUGGAGUCCCAUGUUAGCUAUAAGAGUAAAACUAAGUCAUUUUUUUUAUGUAAGACUAACAGGUAUUAGCGCAAAUUAAAGAUAUGUCUGGCUAGAGACAAAGUCCUUGUCGCAUUUUAAAAUUUGAUUGUCCUUUUUAUAUUAACACCAUUUCUCAUUUCUUGUGUGUUCGUAUGUUCUAUACUGAUUAUUUGUUUGUGCUAGUUAAAGACAAAUAUUUUACCAAUAAAUAGAAGAGGUGUUUUUUAUUAAUUAAUUAUUUGUUAUUUUUUGGGAAAAGAAUUAUCUGUCAGGGAAAGUGAAAAUAAAUAGAUUGCUUCUUGCUUUACAGGCCCUGUAUGACUUUACUCUGAAAGAACGUUUUCCAAUCUUGUCAAAUGCUCAAAUACAUAAAAAAAAAGAUCUUGAUAUAAUUAUUACCAGCAGAUGCAGAUUCAGAAGCCACACAGGACGCCUUUCAAGUGAGAUUAAAAAAAAGUGUACAGACAUAUGCAAUGUAUUUUAGGAAUUUGGGUGUGAUUUGCCACUUACUGUAUUGCUUGGUGGAAGUACCAUGCUAGGGAUUACACUUUGCUGUGAGUUACUAGCCAUCACAUCCUUUAUUUUGUCAUCUGUCAAGCAUAUGCAGUAUUUUUAUGCCAUGUCCUUUCCUUAUGCUAUAGUUCAAUAAAACACCACAAUUUUAA
Molecule: messenger RNA, 5284 nt
Organism: Penaeus indicus
Lineage: Eukaryota; Metazoa; Arthropoda; Malacostraca; Decapoda; Penaeidae
Product: leupaxin-like
Exons: 12
Coding region: 505-2601 (698 amino acids)
Biological process (GO): muscle structure development; actin cytoskeleton organization
Cellular component (GO): filamentous actin; stress fiber; adherens junction
Molecular function (GO): muscle alpha-actinin binding; actin binding
Source: RefSeq, a predicted model, not a curated record